Molecule: messenger RNA, 8589 nt
Organism: Drosophila melanogaster (fruit fly)
Lineage: Eukaryota; Metazoa; Arthropoda; Insecta; Diptera; Drosophilidae
Gene: Rdl
Product: resistant to dieldrin
Exons: 10
Coding region: 1650-3476 (608 amino acids)
Biological process (GO): monoatomic anion transmembrane transport; monoatomic ion transport; monoatomic ion transmembrane transport
Cellular component (GO): postsynaptic membrane; membrane; axon
Molecular function (GO): ligand-gated monoatomic anion channel activity; monoatomic ion channel activity; extracellular ligand-gated monoatomic ion channel activity
Source: RefSeq, marked reviewed
CUGAGUCCGUGAGCGAGUUGAGUCGAGUCGAGUCGUUAACGUCGAGCGGAUAAAAUUUUGUUAAAAAGCCCAGAUACAUAGAUACAUUUUGCACAUCUUUUUGUGUUAGAGUCAAAGAACUAAAAUAAGACUUUCAGAUCUAGCAAAUAUGUCCCAUAGUUCCCCGAGACGCGUAUCCACUGCUGUAGCCACUUAACAAACAAUGCCCAAAGUUAAGGCGCACGGAAUCUCUAAUAAUCGAAACCAAUAAAAUGAGCCCCGUUGCCUGCAGCACCAACACUAACAUCGGUCACAUCGAGCAGGUUGCAGGCAAUCAAAGGACAAAUAUAGCUGGGAUAAGAUCAAUCCAAAUUGGAACAACCACAAUCACAACGAUAUUGAACCAGCGAUGAGAUGGAGCGUCCGUUGGGAUGACGAACUCAGAAACUCAGUAAGGGAGCUGCAACUGAUACUGAAACUGAAACAGAAACCACAGCGGCACUCGGAAUUUAGAGGCGACGAAAAUAGAAAAUCUGUGAAAUUCAACCCAAAAUAAACGGCAGAGGCAGCCAUGAACAGUGCGGAUAUAUUGUAAUUAUUAAUGAGCGCAUAGAGCGGGCAGAGUGAGCGGGGUGACGAAGCAGCAGCGACGAACAGAGCGAUACGUAGCGGGAUAUCACGAUGUACACUCUGCUGGAGCUCGACUAACACACUGACACACACCCACCCCAAGCCCAGGACCCCCAGUCCCGACAGAUUCCCCACAGGACGUAAGGACGACGGCAGGCAAGAAAGGCAACGAAAGGCUCAAUUUCAAGGAAUUUGCAAAGCGCUCGCAGACAAGCUCACCAGUUCAACAGCUCACCCACACACACACACACACACAUGAGCGGGCAUCUCGUCAGGAUAGAAGUAAUUAAAAGUAAAUAAAGAAGGCAAGAGAAAACCAAAAAAAAAAAAGAAAGUCCCUAAAGCGUGAAGCGCUGGAAAGGCAGGAAGUAACCUGAUUACGGGCAGAGAAGCAGCACAAGCAGCAGCAGCAGCAAUUAAUGCCGCAGGAGAAAGGAAUCCGAUUCAGAACCAGAAGCAGAAGCAGAGGAAGCGCAUCAGGAUCUGCUGCCACUGGACUGAGCUCGACUCGAUCUACCAUCACGCGAACGCGGACCGAGGAUUGGAGAAAGGAACAGAAGAGAAGAAAGGAAGCACUCUCUAAGCUCUAAACACCCACUCAACCAUACACAUGCACUGAUGUACUGACUGAAUGCCUCGCUGCCUAAACAACCAACUAACUCACUGACUGAGAGACUUCAACAAGCGGAGAAGUACGGAGAAAGCCCUGACUAGAAGCCCAAGUAGCCGAGCGGAUAAAAAAAAAGGGGGAACCAGCUAGCAACUAAACUAAAGGAGCAACCUUGACUAAUAACUGCAACCACAAGAACAACAACAAAACAACUACAACUUACUUUAUACGCAACUAAACAAAAAAAAAGGGAAAACAAACAAAAAAGAAUAACCAAAAAACAAAAACUUCGAUUUUUAAUGCAAGACUACGAAAAGCCACGACAGCCGUUUUAAAUAAGCAACUUUCGCACCCUCCCGAAAUUUCAACUUCCAACACCUGAAACAAGAAACCAAAUCAACACACAAACACCCAAACACACAGCACCACCAUGAGUGAUUCAAAAAUGGACAAGCUGGCCCGGAUGGCGCCCCUGCCCCGCACACCGCUGCUAACCAUCUGGCUGGCCAUCAACAUGGCCCUGAUUGCACAGGAAACGGGCCACAAACGGAUCCAUACAGUGCAAGCGGCGACUGGCGGUGGCAGCAUGCUGGGUGACGUAAACAUAUCCGCUAUUCUCGACUCCUUUAGUGUUAGUUACGACAAAAGAGUAAGACCCAAUUACGGUGGACCUCCUGUCGAAGUCGGAGUCACCAUGUAUGUGCUAUCGAUCAGCUCGCUCUCAGAAGUGAAAAUGGACUUCACAUUGGAUUUUUACUUUCGUCAAUUUUGGACCGAUCCUCGUUUAGCGUAUAGAAAACGACCUGGUGUAGAAACACUAUCGGUUGGAUCAGAGUUCAUUAAGAAUAUUUGGGUACCUGACACCUUUUUUGUAAAUGAAAAACAAUCAUAUUUUCACAUUGCAACAACCAGUAAUGAAUUCAUACGUGUGCAUCAUUCUGGAUCGAUAACAAGAAGUAUUAGAUUGACUAUAACCGCAUCGUGUCCGAUGAAUCUACAAUAUUUCCCCAUGGAUCGCCAGCUGUGCCACAUUGAAAUCGAAAGCUUCGGUUACACGAUGCGAGAUAUCCGAUAUUUCUGGAGAGAUGGACUGAGUAGUGUUGGCAUGAGCAGUGAGGUCGAACUACCGCAGUUCCGAGUUUUGGGACACAGGCAGAGGGCGACCGAAAUAAACCUAACCACAGGCAACUAUUCGCGUUUAGCCUGCGAAAUUCAGUUCGUGCGUUCGAUGGGCUACUACCUUAUACAAAUCUACAUACCCUCUGGACUGAUCGUUAUUAUAUCAUGGGUAUCAUUUUGGCUCAAUCGCAAUGCAACGCCGGCGCGUGUGGCGCUCGGUGUGACAACCGUGUUGACAAUGACCACUUUGAUGUCGUCAACAAAUGCAGCGCUGCCAAAGAUUUCGUACGUCAAAUCGAUUGACGUCUAUCUGGGAACAUGCUUCGUUAUGGUCUUUGCCAGUCUACUGGAAUACGCCACGGUCGGCUACAUGGCAAAACGAAUUCAAAUGCGAAAACAAAGAUUUAUGGCGAUCCAAAAGAUAGCCGAACAGAAAAAGCAACAGCUCGACGGAGCGAACCAACAGCAGGCGAAUCCCAAUCCCAAUGCAAAUGUGGGCGGACCCGGAGGAGUGGGCGUUGGACCCGGCGGACCCGGAGGACCCGGUGGCGGGGUCAAUGUGGGCGUCGGUAUGGGCAUGGGACCGGAACAUGGCCACGGGCAUGGACACCACGCCCACAGCCAUGGACAUCCGCAUGCGCCCAAGCAAACAGUGAGUAACCGCCCAAUCGGCUUUUCCAAUAUCCAACAAAACGUUGGUACGCGCGGUUGCUCGAUAGUGGGACCCUUGUUCCAGGAGGUGAGAUUCAAGGUCCACGACCCGAAGGCCCACUCCAAGGGCGGAACGCUGGAGAAUACGGUGAAUGGCGGACGCGGUGGUCCGCAAUCGCAUGGACCGGGUCCGGGCCAAGGCGGCGGACCGCCCGGCGGUGGCGGAGGCGGUGGAGGCGGGGGCGGACCGCCCGAGGGCGGUGGCGAUCCGGAGGCAGCGGUUCCAGCCCAUCUUCUGCAUCCGGGAAAAGUAAAAAAGGUAAAGGACAUCAACAAGCUGCUGGGCAUCACGCCCUCCGACAUCGACAAGUACUCACGCAUCGUGUUCCCCGUGUGCUUCGUGUGCUUCAACCUGAUGUACUGGAUCAUUUACCUGCAUGUCAGCGACGUGGUCGCCGAUGAUCUGGUGCUCCUGGGCGAGGAGUAGGGCGUCGUCCACAAGCGGCGCAAGCAGUCGAGGGCGUGGCCCAAGGACACAGGAGUGAACAGCGCGCGAGAGAGUCAAACUUGGCAGGGCGCUGAAAAACCACACAAAAAAUAGAAAAGAAAAAUAAAACCCAGAAACCAAAACCCGCAAAAAAAAUACAGAAAAAUAGGCACAAAAAAACGAAGCGGAAACAAAACUAAUUUUAACUAGCGAUAUGAAAAUGCAGAGGCAGGAGAGUUUAUGGUUUAAUACAAUUGCGGGAAGGACACACACACACACACACAUAUUACAAGGUCGAAAGCAAAGAAUAUUGUUAAAUAGAUUUACACAGAAUAUAAAAGAAAACAUAAAGAAAACAACAUUAGCAUUAACAACCAAACGAGUAUAAAUGAAUGAAGAAUAAUCAAAAGCAACAGAUUAGCAAAUUGUAGUGAAAAUUAUAUAACGAAAGGCAUAAGGCGAAGGUAUUGAGGAGAAUUAUGAACCGACAAAAAAAAACCAUUUCAACCACAAAUAUAAUAACGAUCAAAAAUCAUACGCAACAUAGGCAUUAAACGGAAACGAACGGUGACUUUGAGAAAAACCUCGAAAUAGCGCAGUCGAUAAGUUGAUUUCAACACACCAAAAUACUAGACAUUAAAUAAUUUCCAUUAUCUUUGCGGCGUUUUGAGUUUAAGUUUAAGAUACGAAUGUCCUUUGCUUCCCACUUCAAAAGCAAAACACCCGGAGAGUCUUCCUCUAAUUUAAGUGCGUUCCCCCUUUCAGCUGCACGCUCCCAGAAACCGCAAUGAAAAUCAAACCGGAACUUAACCGAUACUUAACCGAUACUUAACCGGAACUCACUAUGCUGAUCCAUUGAUUGCCCAUUCAGUUGGUUGAUUUGUUUAUUCAGAACUGACUUAGCGCUUCCAAGUGAAAUGGCCAAAUUUAUUAGAAAUCAAAAUGUAGUAAUGAUUAACAAUUUCGACAAUUGCAAAUCGGUUUGGCGAAUAAUUUCGUUAAGUUAACUUUAAAUGUAAAUCGAACACGAGGCAGUCACGUAUGAUCGAGUGGUUUUUAAUCAUUUGCACAAGACACAACUAAAAAACACACACAUAUGUACACACUGAACUCGAUACGGAUGUUAUGGAUUACUUUGGAGCGUGCACAUUUUAUAAAAAAAAAAGCAUCGGAGAUAAGUCAUACAAAUAGUUAGUGCAAUUGAAAUAGCGAAAUAAUAGUAUGAACGAUAACGAUUCAUUUUAGUUACACCAAUUUUUAUAUCAACUUUAAACUAACAACAAAUUAUUCAAUAUGCACUCACUCACUCACUGAACACAAGAAUCAAACUGAAACCGAUAUAAAAACUAAAAACUUUUCGAAAACAACUUUGCGGCACCGUAAGAAAUCAAUCUAAAGUCUAAGUGAAAUUUUCAAACGCAAGUAAGCCCAAUAAAUACCAGUUAAUUAAAAAACGAAUACAAAUAGAACAUAGAACAUAAAGAGUACACAAGUAUGAAUGAAACUGCCUAAGAAAAAUAGCAUAUAAGGUAUAACAAAUAGUUGCUAAAACCAAAAAAAAAAAAAAACAAAACAAAAACCAAACAAAAAAUUGAACGAAGACAAUUGAUUUUCAAUUUGUAAAUACACACAGAAGACAGUCGGAACAUUCUCAAAGCAAAGUAGGAGCAAAACUUCGCAAUUAAACUUAGUUAAUGUAAUCGGAUCCGAUUAAGCGAUUAACUCGGAUUCGUUCAAGCAGUCAAUAAAGCGAUAAGCAAACAAAAGAUAAUUAUACUUACGAUGCACCGUCUUAAGUUAGCCUAAUGUCACACAGAUACACACCAACACACUGACAGGCAGACAAUGGGACACAGAUACUCGACGUAUAUAUCGACAUAUACAUAUAUAUAUAUACAUAUAUAUAUUUGAAUUUUCGCUCAAGUUCCUCGAUGAAUCACAGACACAAAGAGAAAGAAGCAAAAGAAGAGUUAAGUUAAUUCUAACACAUAAAUUAAAGGCAAGUGAGUUUAACUUUAAACGUAAAAUAAAGAAAUUAAAAUACAAUUUAGCACAAUGGAGAUAACUAAGCAAGCCAUACCAAAAUAUCAUCAAUGAAUUUUAAUUUAGUGUUUAUGAUUAGUGCAAGUGCAGAUCAGAUCGUAAGGCUAAAGAAUUUUGUACAGUUAGCUAAAGUUAAAGCUAGGAUUUAGUUAAGCGCCAUAAUAUGGCCAAAACACACACACACACACAGACAACCACAAGUAUAUGUACAUAGAGUAUGGCUUAAGGCGACACAAGUAUAUGAGAUAUAUAUAUAUAUUCAUAUAACGUAUUUAGGCACCUACGUAUAUGUAGCACGAGUUUUUUAUAUGUAAACCAAACCAAAAUUGAACCCCUAUUCCCUAUGGAAAACGAGAAAAACACGAAAAACAAUUAACUGUAUAUACGAAAAGUACUUAUGAAUGCAAGACAGACAGCAUAGGCGAAUGCGGAUGGUGGUGACCCAAUAUGGAUCAGCUAUGGAACCAUAGAUAUACUUAAGACGAAACCUUUAAUCCUUCUUCUUAAGGACUACCUAACCAAUUCAGCAGAAUGACAACAGAAGAGAGAACCCAAGGAAAAUUACUUUAUUAACGAUCUAGACAGACACAAACACUCACUGAGACAAGUUGAAAGAAUUGAAACAAUUAUGAAAUAACAGACAGAGUCGUGACUCGACUAUUCGAUACCCUUUAGCCACAACCUCCAUCGUCUGUCUGCUCUACGUCAAAAUGCACCAAGAGUCCUUACCCAUUUUGUACCAAUAGUUGGCUAAAGAGUAUCCCCAAUCUUAACUAGGAAUCUGAGCGAAAGAAAGCAAUAUAAGGUUUACACAAAAAUAAUAAUUGAUUUAACAAUUAAUUUAUGAUUUACUGAGCCAAGUGAAACGGAUUUGAAGCAACAUGCAAUUGAGAUCAACCAGCCAUACAAAACAUUCCCCAAGAAAAUAGUUAUGAUCCGAGGACUCGGCAACAUAAAAGUGAAAUCGGUGAUAUGGAACAUAAAUAAUAUAUAUCUGCUUAUAUAUUAAAAACCAAAAACAGUCACACAAUUAUAUAUAUAGAUAUAUUUUGUAGCUAUACAAGUCAUAAAUCAAUUAUGUUACCGAAGACAGAAAUCAAAAUGUUUACAAAUGGCUGAUGAAGUUCAUUUGUGAAAAUUCUAUAAAAUAAAUAAUCCCUAUAAAUGAGGUCAAAUAAAUUUUUGAUGCGACAACAACAACAACAACAAAUAGCUGCUCAACGGUUUCGGAGCGUAUUUCCAAAGAACGUAAAUUAAUGAUGAAAACAAAAAAAAAAAACAUUUUAGUUGUAAACAAUGCAAAGGCGAAAUAGUUGACAAACAUUUUUAAUGAAAAGAAAACACACUUAAUGGCAAAUUGAUACGUUUAAUUUUUCAUAUGGAAUUUUUUACUCUACAACCUAGUUUACGAUAUUAUUUGUGGAAAUGAAAAACCAAGAAAUUUAGUUGCCCAUAGUGAGGACUUUUUUAUAAAUGAAAAACAAAUUAACGACGCAAGACGAUGAUAUGCAUAUGUACGUGCUGCGUAUGCAAGAGCAUUUAGGACAACAACAAAAACAAUGAGGACGGAGCAUUAAAAAUAAAAAAAAAUGCAAAAAAAACGAUGAAAAUAUGUAAAAUGUUAAAUUAUACACACAAUGAAAUGUUUGAAGCAUUUUUGGUGUCGCUGUUUAGACGGCGGCACCAACACCAACGUUUUAUAAAGCAACCGAAUGGGAGAAAUAAAUAAGUAAAUCUAUAUUGAUGAUCGAUAUAUACGUGAUGCGAUGUAAUAAUUACGUAUGUAUGUAUAUGAUGUAUAUUUAAUUAUAUAUUAUAUAUGUAUGGUGGUCUCAAAAACAAACAAGCAAAACCAAAAAUGAAAUUCUAAAGUAUUUAGUUAAGCAAACCAACAAGUUGAGAGCCCUAGAUUAAGUUGUACCACACAAUACACAGAUGCAGAUGCAGAUGCAGAAACUGAAACUGAAACAGACACAGAUACAGAUACAGAUACAGAUACACUGAUAUAAACCGGAACCCAGUUCAUGCAGAUUGCACCGAAAGCGUAAUUAAAAACAUUUUUAAAGUGAAUUCAAAGUUAAUGCAAGUGAAUAUUAUUAUUGAGAAAUAGUCUAUAACCCUAGGCAGCAAGACGAGAUAUUGAUUGAACCAUGAAUUGUUAGAAUGAUAAAAACACACACUAAUCACACACCACACAUACUUACGGUUGUACGUUGCAUACUCUUAGUUUGUUAUUAAACAAGUCCCCCACUCCGCAUCCGUUAUCCGUUGAAUCCUUUGCUCAAGCAAAUUCCAAAAAAAAAAUAAGAAAUUCGCAAAUUUGUUAUUACAUUUUUAGGAUGAGAGAACCCAGAAACUAAAGAUAACCCUUCCGCGGGCCCUGGCUACUGAAAUAUAUGUAUAUGUGUGUAUGAUUUGUUAGCCAUCAAUUUACCAGCUUCAAGUCUCAUACCAUCGUCGUCGAGCAGUUACAGCUAUCGAAGAGGAGUGUUUCUAUAUAUAAUUUUUGGUUUUAUCCGUCCAUCAAAAAGAGUUCCUAAAUGCAAUAAAUGAACAUGUUUUAUGAUUACCAGCCAGCCGGCCUGCAAACUGUUAGGAUCCCAAAAAAAAAAACCCAUAGUUCACAUUGGUCUGCUGUCAAUUAUUGGUUCCACAGCCCCUCCACGACGAUUAUUUCCAAUUCCCAGAUUUCAGUUGCUCAACCCAUCAGCCUUGGAAACCCAAAAAAUGAAACACAUCCACAUCCAUAUAAGUAUAUAAGCAAGCUAUGUUUGAGAAGGGAAAAGCAAGAGGAAUAAUUUAAAACGUAAUGCGUAUGUAAUGAUUGAUCACUGAUCACAAAUUUUGACUGUGUUAAUUUCGUUAUAUAAAAUGAAAAACAAAAUUAAAAAUACCAAAAAAAAAAAAAAGGAAAACUGAAAUGAGAAUAAUUAUCUAUAGCAUAUAAAUGAUAAACACACACAUAACAAAAUAAUUAAAAAAGGGAAAAUAAUGAAGAGAUGAGUGUUACAAGAAAGUAAAUGAUAAAACCCAAGAAGGAACCUAUAUUAUUAAGUUAAAUACUAAAACU